GAAGAACUUGAAUUGAACCAGAUCUCCUCCGUUCGAACCGCCCCGAUUUUAUUCCGCGGAAAGAUUGACAGGCAGUUGGGGUUGGAAAGGAAGAGAGAGAAGGUCACAAGUCAAACGCAACUCUGUAGAGAAGAGGGAGAGUGCAGGGCAAGUUUAGAGAGAAUGAUCCAGGGCGGCGGAGGAGUUGGAGACGAAGAGAAAUGGCUGGCUUCAGGUAUCACCGGCCUUCAGCAGAAUGCCUCGCUCAUGCAUCGUUCUCUGGACUCGAACAAUCUAAGAGACGCUCUGAAGUACUCUGCGCAGAUGUUGUCCGAGUUACGGACUUCACGGUUACCGCCUCACAAAUACUAUGAACUAUACAUGCGAGCCUUUGAUGAAUUGAGGAAGCUGGAGAUGUUUUUUAAGGAGGAGACUAGACGUGGCUGCUCUAUCAUUGAUCUUUAUGAACUUGUGCAGCAUGCUGGCAACAUAUUGCCCAGGCUGUAUCUUCUUUGCACAGUUGGAUCUGUCUAUAUCGAGUCAAAAGAAGCACCUGCGAAAGAUAUACUCAAAGAUCUAGUUGAAAUGUGCCGUGGCAUACAGCAUCCUGUCCGUGGGCUCUUCUUGAGGAGCUAUCUUUGCCAAGUUAGUAGAAAUAAGUUGCCAGAUAUUGGUUCUGAGUAUGAAGGGGAUGCUGACACUGUCACAGAUGCGGUUGAUUUUGUUCUCCAAAACUUUACAGAAAUGAAUAAACUUUGGGUGCGGAUGCAGCAUCAGGGACCUGCUCGGGAAAAGGAGAAACGAGAGAAAGAAAGAAGCGAGCUUCGUGACCUUGUUGGGAAGAAUCUACAUGUUUUAAGUCAGAUUGAAGGCAUCGAUCUUGAGAUGUACAGAGAUAUUGUGCUUCCCAAAGUCUUGGAGCAGGUUGUUAAUUGUAAAGAUGAUCUUGCACAGUACUAUUUGAUGGAUUGUAUAAUUCAAGUAUUUCCCGAUGAGUAUCACUUACAGACUCUUGAGACACUCUUGGGUGCAUGUCCUCAACUUCAGCCAUUAGUUGACAUUAAAACGGUGCUUUCACGUCUAAUGGAAAGGCUGUCAAACUAUGCUGCAUCAAGCACAGAAGUUUUACCUGAAUUCUUGCAAGUGGAAGCUUUUAAAAAACUGAGCAAUGCUAUUGGAAAGGUGAUUGAAGCACAGGUUGACAUGCCCGAUGCUGGAGUUGUGGCUUUAUACUCAUCUCUUCUAACAUUCACUUUGCAUGUGCAUCCUGAUCGACUUGAUUAUGUGGAUCAAAUACUGGGAGCAUGUGUUAAGAAGUUUUCUGGAAAAGGCAAGCUUGAUGAUAGCAAGGCAACAGAACAGAUUGUUGCACUUCUUAGUGGCCCUCUUGAGAAAUACAAUAGUAUUGAGACUGCACUAAAACUUUCUAACUAUCCUCGAGUGAUGGAGCAUCUUGAUGAUGCAAAGACUAAAGUAAUGGCUGGUGUUAUCAUCCAGAGUAUAAUGAAGAACAGGACAUGUAUAUCUACAGCUGACAAGGUGGAGGCUCUGUUUCAAUUGAUAAAAGGGCUAAUCAGCGAUUCAGCUGACAAUCUUCAUGAUGAGCUUGAUGAGGAGGACUUCAAUGAGGAGCAGAAUUCAGUUUCACGUUUAAUUCAAAUGCUGUACAACGAAGACCCAGAAGAGAUGUUUAAGAUCAUAAACACUGUGAGGAAGCAUAUACAAACUGGAGGUCCAAAACGACUACCAUUUACUCUCCCACCUCUGAUUUUUAGUUCUCUUAAGUUGGUCAGAAAAUUGCAAGGAAAUGAGGAAAGUGUAUCUGGAGAAGAAGCAUCUGCAACUCCCGAGAAAAUCUUUCAACUUUUGAAUCAGGUGAUUGAGACUUUGUCAGUCGUUCCAGCACCUGAAAUGGCAUUGAGGUUAUAUUUACAAUGUGCUGAGGCUGCAAAUGACUGUGAUUUAGAACCUGUUGCUUAUGAAUUUUUCACACAAGCAUACAUCCUCUACGAAGAAGAGAUUUCGGAUUCUAGAGCACAGGUGACUGCUCUACAUCUAAUUAUAGGUACUCUGCAGAGGAUGCAUGUCUUUGGUGUUGAGAACAGGGAUACCUUAACCCAUAAGGCCACUGGGUACUCGGCAAAGCUUCUGAAGAAGCCAGAUCAAUGCAGAGCUAUUUAUGCAUGCUCUCAUCUUUUCUGGGUUGAUGAUCAAGUCAGCCUCAAGGAUGGAGAAAGGGUAUUGCUAUGUUUGAAGCGAGCUCAGAGAAUUGCUAAUGCAGUUCAACAGACACGUGAUAGCAGUGGAUUCAUCGCUCUUUACAUUGAAAUAUUGAAUAAAUAUCUCUAUUUCUUUGAGAAGGGAAACUCUUCUAUCACAGUAGAUGCAAUUCAAGGGCUUGUUGAGGCGAUUAAGACGGAGAUGCAAAGUGAGAACUUCAACCCAGAUCCGGCUGCCGAUGCUUUCUUUACCAGCACAUUAAGCUACAUUCAAUUCCAGAAGCAAAAGGGAGGCACUAUAGGCGAUAGAUAUGAAGCAAUUAGGGUAUGAAUUCUGUAAUGGUGGCAAACAUUGUAUUCUGUUUUUCUUUGUUUUGAGUUUUGGAUUUUUUUAAUGUCAUCAUUCAAUUAUGUUUAUUGUUGUAAAAAAAAGGUUAGCAGAUUCUCCUAGAUGGAGGAGGGUAUUCCAUUUUAGGUAUUAUUGUAAUGCACAUGUAACUUAUUAUGUUUGGGAUAAUUACUGAACCAUUUAAUUAAAUAUUAACAAACUAUAUACAUUUUAAUUA
Messenger RNA from Impatiens glandulifera, 2764 nucleotides. Its product is annotated as vacuolar protein sorting-associated protein 35A-like. The coding region runs from base 163 to 2529 and encodes 788 amino acids. The record is from RefSeq and is a predicted model, not a curated record. Gene Ontology annotation, cellular component: late endosome; retromer, cargo-selective complex; retromer complex. Gene Ontology annotation, biological process: intracellular protein transport; retrograde transport, endosome to Golgi. Lineage: Eukaryota; Viridiplantae; Streptophyta; Magnoliopsida; Ericales; Balsaminaceae. The transcript has 22 exons.